AUGUUAUUUCUCAGUGCCUUAGCGAUCGGAGUGAUAACUGGGCUUCAAAAUGGUACAUUACAGUUGACGGCAACGAACAGUGACAUCGCUGCGCCAACUCCUGCCAUGGGUCUGGCAGAGACUUCGAAAGUACCUGAAAAUAAUGAAUUCGUGAAUGUAACAAUUCAGGAAAGACCCUCGAUGUGGGAUCUAUACUUAAACCAUUGUCCACGCUGGAGGCCAGUUAAUCACGUAUUUUUUCAAGUGUCAAAUGUGUUCUUUUUGCUAUCCUUCCUGGCACCUCAUACUCCUGGUGGCCUAAUCUGGUUGCGUGUAGCUCUUAUCCUCGGCUGCACUUUCUCUGGUCUUUGGGCUUGGAGUAUUGAGUGCUAUUUGGAUGCUGUGUUGUGGAAUAGUGCUUUUAUCAUCAUAAAUUUCAUUUACUUUGCUAUACAGUUCUAUUUGAUGAGACCAAUCAAGUUUCAUAAGGAAAUUGAAGAGGUAUACGUUGCCCUGUUCAAACCACUUCGAGUGUCGCGAAGACAAUUCCGACGCGUCCUCAUGUGCAUGCGCAAUGUGAGGCAUCUCAAGUGCCACGAGCUGUAUGCGCACGAAAAGGUCACAAAGGUGGACAGUCUGUCGCUUGUGCUAUCUGGAAAGUUGGUAGUGUCGCAGAACCAACGAGCCCUACACAUAGUGUUCCCGCACCACUUCUUAGACUCGCCCGAAUGGUUUGGCGUAUCGACAGACGAAUUCUUUCAGGUGUCAAUUAUGGCGAUGGAAGAGUCCCGCGUAUUAGUGUGGCACCGGGACAAGUUAAAACUAUCGAUCAUGUCUGACGCGUUUCUGCAGGCUGUGUUCGACCACAUCCUGGGCAGAGAUGUAGUUCACAAGCUGAUGCAGGUGAGUGAAACGAUGGCUGUAAGCAACGGCCACCUGCCGAAUAGCUACGAAGAAGGCGAAGAUAAGCCCAUGCUGAUAGUUAAGAAGGCUGGAGACGGGCCCGGCAUCACUGCGUUGCUUAACAGGCAGUUACAAGCGACGGACCCGAACGCGUGGCGUCUAGGCAGAAUCGAAGAAACAGAUCAUGAGACACCAGUCUGA
This is a messenger RNA of Leptosia nina, 1083 nucleotides long. NCBI's taxonomy places the organism in Eukaryota, Metazoa, Arthropoda, Insecta, Lepidoptera, Pieridae. The record is from the annotation of a GenBank genome assembly.